Messenger RNA from Magallana angulata, 3103 nucleotides. RefSeq lists its product as uncharacterized. The transcript is spliced from 12 exons. The record is from RefSeq and is a predicted model, not a curated record. Gene Ontology annotation, cellular component: endoplasmic reticulum membrane; autophagosome. Bases 78 to 2126 code for a protein of 682 amino acids. Gene Ontology annotation, biological process: reticulophagy; autophagosome assembly; signal transduction. Lineage: Eukaryota; Metazoa; Mollusca; Bivalvia; Ostreida; Ostreidae. Gene Ontology annotation, molecular function: cyclic-di-GMP binding; 2',3'-cyclic GMP-AMP binding.
UAAAAAUACAUGCAUAACAAAACCAACAAAGGACCUGCAACAUUCUGAAUGAAGUAGCAAACCGAAAGUAAGAAAUCAUGGAUAACGGCAGGGGGAGGUCGGAGGUGUAUCUCGUAUACUCGGAGGAGUCGCCAGAAGAGAGACGGUUUGCUGAAGGGGCAUUGAGAGCGAGGCUAGAGGGUCGAGGACUAACGGUGCGGUCAGAGGCCGAUUUUUUGGCGGGAACCAAUCUUGUUCGUGGCAGGAGCGGCGCUGUCCAGGAUUGCUCCAAAGCGCUAAUUCUUUUGACGGAGAACUCCAACAACAGUUCUUGGUGCACCUUGGAACUACUUCUAGCGCUGGAGAAGUCCUACAGACUCAACAACGUGUCUCUCGUGGUUCUGAAGAUUAGCGCGUCUCGGGAAUGGAAGUUUCAGUUGGCUUUGGAGAUGUUAAAUGUAGUUCCCAGGGUAGACCUCAGCAGUUUUACCGAACUGAGCGAGGAUGAAGGGAAGUUGGACGAAUUGGUGAGGAAGCUUCAAGAUACCAGUCGAAUGGAGGACAUACAGCCCGCUGGAAACAUUGCGCAUGCCCAGGUCUGGUCCCAUUACACGGGGCUAUUAUCUUAUUUACUUCCAGAAAUCGAGAGGCUGAUUAAAGAAACAGAAUAUUACAAGUUAGACCCAAGCCGGUUUCCGUUAAAGCUGUACGAACUUGUCCCCGAAAGAUGUAACUGUCCCAGAAUCAUUGAAGACAUUCCGAAAAACGAGCUAGGGAAGCGCAUUAGGUUGAUGCCAUGGAAAACUUCAAAGAUUGAAUAUUUUCGGGCAGGAAACAAGAGGGAGGUGGAAAUGUCCAUUUAUGAAAUCAAAGACACCGAUGGAUCGGUCUACUACUGCCUGAUGGAAAUCCCCGCAGUCUUGUCUGGGAUCCAAACAAUGAUUGAGAGUAAAACCACGGAAAAACUGAGAGAAAUCGAUUUACAACUGCACAUAAAGCGAUUUUAUUACACGCUGGGAGGACUGUUGGAUGACAGAAGUUUUCCACAGACAUAUGACAGAGCCCGGGUCAUCACGUAUGAUGAACAACAAAGUGGAUUUGUUCUAGCAGAUGUGGUAUUGAAUGAAGUGAAAAAGGAUUUAUGUUCACCAAAUGAGAAAAAGGUUCCACCACAACAUUUUCAGCAUGCUGAAUGUGAAUUCGAUGCUUUUGUAUUCAUUCACGAAGGUGAUGAAAACACAAGCGAUGAAAUCACGCAUUUUCUCGAGGGAAAAGGCGUAAAACUGAUGAGGAAUGAUAGAAUAGGACAAAGCAUAUUAAACAUCAGUGACGUCAUCAAACGUUGUCGUUGGAUAAUCCCCAUCCUAAGCAAAACGUCCCUAAAAGACCCUGUGUUUGCACACUGCUGUUUAAUGCUGGUUGGGGAUAUCUUGGAGAAGAAAGAGCUUCGUAUGAUACCAGUACUAACAGGUGGCGCUGCAUACGAAGAUGUUCCGGAAGUUAUUCGAAUGGUGACACUGACUGUUGCAGACAAUCCAGAAUAUCUGAAUCGGCUCCACCAAACAAUUAAAGGUAACACCAUACCGUUUGAGACAGAGUCGCUACUUCCGGCUGGUGACGUGGUGUAUGUGCUCGCCUGGAACUAUGCAGUCAACUAUCUGGAGAAAGUCAUGCCAGGACUGGAGCAUGCUAUUGCGGAAACCUUACAGAAACACAACAAGCGUCCAACAUCUUGUCGGAAAAAGCUAUACCUUAUUGUUCCGAAAUCAUGCGAGUGCAACCAGACUCUGACUGUAAAAGAGCCACGCAUUCAGUUGUUGGACACCACGCCCCCCGCUUAUGUUGACAAAAGUGGUCGUAAAUAUACCUUCGAUAUGUACCAAUUUGAGAAUAAUGGCAGAGAGCACUAUUUCGUCGGUCUGUACCCUGCCGCUGUGGCGUGCAUCCAUGACAUGUAUAAAACAAAGAGGGCGGGCGUUAACGAGGAUACCAUGGUCAGCCAGGCCCGGAAGUUCUGUGAGGAGAUUGCAAACAUCUUGAACCACAAAGUGUCAGCAAAUUUUACCAACCUAUGCGAGGUUGUUUUCUACGAUGAUCGAGAAAUGUCAUUGAUUACCGAAAUGACCAAACGUAUUGAAAGUUUGUGAAUUCAGACUGGUGUUUUUCUCAACAUGACCGACUGCAUUGGUCAUUGCUGACAAAUAUUUUUGAUUCUAUUCAUAGCAAUGCUUAUCGUAAUUGUGAUUACGAAACAUACCGGUGUUUCUGAACUUAUGAAACUGUCCCAUUUGAAUAUAUUUUUUAUUUCAUCGCCAUUAAUACAUAAACAAAUGUACACAAGAUAAGCUUGUACGGGUAUAUACAAAUAUGUUCUGGUCAACCGGAAACGUCAACUUUGUGUAUGUAUUUGUGUUUGGUUACAAUGUGCUUAUCAUAUGUCAAUAAUAAAAAACAUAUAAAAAAGAAUCUGAUUAAAAUCAGAUCCUUAAUCCACUUCUUAUAUUUCGAUCUAAAGAAACAUAGCUUGAGGAUACUUCCUGGUGAACUUUGUUUUGAUUAAUCAUAUUGUCUGUUCCAUUCCUCGGUUUCGUGUUUCUUAAGUUAUGCCAGUUCGAUCAUUGGAUUCCAUUAGGUCGUCUAAGGUCAACCAAUGCUCCGUCUUUAACUUGCUGAUACCGGAAGGUUGAGGAACAUGUGCCGAUGUUUCGUCAUACGACUCCAUUUUUUCUUUGAAAUCCAAACAUACCAUCUAAUACUUGUUCUGAUUGGCUAAAAUAACACAUGAACAUUUUCAUAAAUCAAAGUUUACCAGGAGGUCACUUCAAGCGCGGGGUUUCUCCAGAUCCUCGUGUAGCGACAGUAGAAAAAAAGGAGCCAAUCAAUGAUCUGACUCUAUGCAGAUUGAAUAAAACAAUAUCUUGCAUGUACACAAAGAGCUGAACAACAUUUGCAACUUACUUUGGAAUCAUUCAAAUCCAUGGGGGUCAGUUUUUGAGGAUUGUAAGUUUUGUGCUAAUUCGUGGGGAUGUCAUUUCGUUGAUACGUAGGUUUUCAGUUUCAUUUCGAAAACUAUCACUUUCCAAAUUUGUUUUGUGGAGAAUGUAAAUUUCUGAGAAAGGGCUAU